AAACUGUUCUUUUGGAAUUGUUGAUCUAAGCUCAAAUAAGUUACAUGGCCAAUUACCGUAUGUAUCACAAAAUGUGGUAUUCUUAGACCUCUCAAGCAACUGGUUUUCAGGAUCUAUUACUCACUUUUUGUGUCAUAAACAAGAGGAGAUGCAGUUAAGUUUUCUUAAUUUGGCAUCAAAUAAUUUAUCAGGUAAAGUACCUGAUUGCUGGGCGAGAUGGCCAUAUAUUGUGGGAGUGAACUUAGGAAACAACCAUUUCACUAGAAUUUUACAGACAUCCAUGUCAUCCUUGCCACUAUUGGAAAUGUUGAACCUUCGCAACAAUAGUUUUUCUGGAAAUUUACCGAGUUUUUUGAAGAAUGGAAGCAGCCUGGUUUCCUUGGAUCUGGGAGAGAAUCAAUUUUCAGGAAUGAUUCCAUCUUGGGUUGGACAAAGUUUAUCAAAUUUGAAGAUUCUUGUUUUGAGAUCAAACAAAUUUUCUGGUCCAAUUCCUCAUCAAAUUUGCAACAUGAGUGUCUUACAAAUCUUGGACCUCGCGCAUAACGAGUUGACAGGAUAUGUUCCAAAAUGUGUCAACCAUUUGAGUGCCAUGUUGGUAAUAAAUAAUAGUUUAGAGUCAUACAUUUAUUUUCCAGUAAGUGGUGGUCAAUUGUUAGUUGAACCAUUAUUACUGAAAGAAAGGGUUUAUGAUUACAGCUCCAACCUUGGUCUCAUUACUAGCAUCGACUUCUCAAAUAAUGAAUUAUCUGGAGAGAUACCAACAGAACUUACAGGACUUAAGAGACUUCAUUUUUUGAACCUUUCAAAUAAUCAUUUUAUUGGCCAAAUUCCUCAAAAUAUUGGCAAUAUGGAAUCACUAGAGACUAUGGAUUUCUCAAGAAACCAUCUUACAGGGACCCAAAUUCAAAGCUUUGAAGCAUCAAGUUUUGUUGGCAAUUACGACUUAUAUGGUCCUCCACUCAACAAUAGUUGUUCGUCAAACAGCUCUAGCAACAAAGAAGAAGUCCAUCAUGUGAAAGGAAUCAAUUGGUUCUUUGUGAGUAUGGCAUUUGGAUUUAUUGUGGGGUUCUGGGCAGUGGUGGGUCCUUUGCUCUAUAGUAGUUCAUGGAGGUAUGCUUAUUUCCAAUUCAUUGAUCGCAUGUGGUAUAAACUGCAAUACCGUUGCUAUUGGUGAAAGCAAAC
Messenger RNA from Neltuma alba, 1182 nucleotides. RefSeq names its product receptor-like protein EIX2. The record is from RefSeq and is a predicted model, not a curated record. The transcript has 2 exons. NCBI's taxonomy places the organism in Eukaryota, Viridiplantae, Streptophyta, Magnoliopsida, Fabales, Fabaceae. Gene Ontology annotation, molecular function: protein binding. Bases 149 to 1174 code for a protein of 341 amino acids.